Molecule: messenger RNA, 3211 nt
Organism: Lotus japonicus
Lineage: Eukaryota; Viridiplantae; Streptophyta; Magnoliopsida; Fabales; Fabaceae
Product: potassium transporter 7-like
Exons: 9
Coding region: 173-2845 (890 amino acids)
Biological process (GO): potassium ion transmembrane transport
Cellular component (GO): vacuolar membrane; plant-type vacuole
Molecular function (GO): potassium ion transmembrane transporter activity
Source: RefSeq, a predicted model, not a curated record
UAACAGCUUUCCAUUUGCAUCGUAUCUCUCACGCGCGCUCACCACCUUCGUUGUGAUGUUGAUGAUGAUGAUACAGUUUCUGAAAUGCAACGAGAACAGUUUCAGUGUUGUGGCGAACUCGAACUCACUGAGUUGCUGAGUUCCGUGUGGAAUCGAAUCGAAUCCAGAUUUGAUGGAUUUGGAGAGAGGUGAGAUCAAUGGCGAGCGCGGGUACUCGAUGGACUCGACGGAAUCAAGGUGGGUUUACCAUGAAGAAGAUGAGGAUGCGUCGGAUAUUGAGGACUUCGACGCUGAUUUGAGAUUGAGAGGCCGACGAAACGGUGCUCCUGUGCAGUUGCUUGAUUCCGACGAGGAGGAUGAUGGCACCACCGAGCAGAGACUCAUUCGUACUGGUCCUCGAGUUGAUUCCUUCGAUGUUGAAGCUCUUGACGUCCCUGGUGCUCUCAGAAAUGACUAUGAGGAUAUCAGUUUGGGAAAGAAAAUUGUAUUGGCUUUUCAGACUCUUGGUGUUGUCUUUGGUGAUGUUGGAACAAGUCCACUAUAUACAUUCAGUGUUAUGUUUAGAAAGGCCCCUAUUGAUGGAAAUGAAGACAUACUUGGAGCACUAUCACUUGUCUUGUACACUUUAAUCCUGAUUCCUUUAGUGAAGUAUGUCCUGGUUGUUCUGUUGGCCAAUGAUGACGGUGAAGGCGGUACUUUUGCCUUGUAUUCCUUGAUUUGUCGUCAUGCUAAGGUGAGUCUUCUCCCCAAUCAGCUGCCAUCAGAUGCUCGCAUAUCAAGCUUUAGGCUAAAGGUUCCUUCCCCUGAGCUUGAAAGGUCAUUAAAAAUCAAGGAAAGACUAGAGUCUUCUAUGACUAUGAAGAAGAUUCUGCUAAUAUUAGUGCUUGCUGGUACUGCUAUGGUGAUUGCUAAUGGUGUCGUUACGCCAGCGAUGUCAGUAUUGUCAUCUGUUGGUGGUUUAAAAGUUGGGGUAGAUGCAAUCAAACAAGAUGAAGUGGUGAUGAUUUCAGUCACCUGUCUGAUCAUUUUGUUCAGUGUACAGAAGUAUGGAACAAGUAAAGUGGGACUUGCAGUAGGACCUGCUCUGUUCAUAUGGUUUUGUUCUCUGGCGGGCAUUGGGAUUUACAAUCUUCUCAAAUAUGACAGCAGUGUCUUGAGGGCAUUUAAUCCUAUUCACAUCUACUAUUUCUUCAAGAGGGACUCAACUAAAGCAUGGUAUUCUCUUGGGGGUUGUCUUCUAUGUGCAACUGGUUCUGAGGCCAUGUUUGCAGAUCUUUGCUACUUUUCUGUUCGGUCAGUUCAGGUAAGAAAUUAUUUCUGUUAUAUUUCUCAUAUUAUCAUGCUUCUUUCAUAUUUCUUUAAACUUUUCUCUUCUUGUGAACUAAGUGUUGAUCAAAUUGGUGGUGUUUAUAUGCAGCUUACAUUUGCCUUUCUUGUUUUGCCGUGCCUACUAUUGGGUUAUUUGGGUCAAGCUGCAUACCUUAUGGAAAAUCAUGCUGAUGCUGGUAGAGUCUUUUAUUCUUCAGUUCCAAGUGGUGCAUUUUGGCCAACUUUCUUUAUUGCUAACAUUGCUGCACUCAUUGCAAGCCGGGCUAUGACAACGGCAACAUUUUCAUGUAUAAAGCAAUCAACUGCACUUGGCUGUUUCCCUCGCCUUAAAAUCGUUCAUACCUCUCGGAAAUUUAUGGGCCAGAUCUAUAUCCCAGUCCUAAACUGGUUUCUUUUGGCUGUUUCUCUGGUGCUUGUCUGCUCUACAUCCAGCAUUGAUGCGAUUGGAAAUGCCUAUGGCAUUGCUGAGCUGGGGGUGAUGAUGAUGACCACUAUUUUAGUAACUCUCGUUAUGCUGCUUAUAUGGCAGCUAAACAUCAUCAUAGUGCUGAGUUUCAUCAUAAUCUUCUUGGGAUUGGAGUUGGUUUUCUUUUCAUCUGUUUUGUGGAGUGUGGCAGAUGGAAGUUGGAUAAUAUUGGUGUUUGCCGUAAUAAUGUUUCUUAUAAUGUAUGUAUGGAAUUAUGGAAGCAAUCUCAAGUAUGAAACUGAAGUCAAGCAAAAACUGUCAAUGGAUUUGAUGCGAGAAUUAGGUUCUAAUCUCGGGACAAUACGAGCUCCUGGGAUAGGCUUGCUGUAUAAUGAGUUGGUCAAAGGAAUACCUGCAAUUUUUGGCCAUUUUCUGACUACACUUCCAGCAAUACAUUCCAUGAUCAUAUUUGUGAGUAUUAAGUAUGUUCCAGUUCCUAUGGUGCCUCAAAGUGAAAGGUUCCUUUUCCGGCGAGUCUGUCCAAAAAGUUAUCAUAUAUUUCGUUGUAUUGCCAGGUACGGUUACAAAGACAUUCGAAAAGAAAAUCACCUGACUUUUGAGCAGCUGCUGAUUGAGAGCCUAGAGAAGUUUGUACGUCGUGAAGUUCAGGAGAGGUCACUAGAGAGUGAUGGAGAUGAAGAUUCUGAGCAAGAGGAUGAGUACUCUGGUUCUAGGGUUCUCAUAGCUCCCAAUGGGAGUGUUUACUCACUUGGCAUUCCUCUUCUUGCUGAUUUUACGGAUACAAUCAACCCCGUUCUAGAAGCAAGCACAUCAGAGGUAGUAAACUCAACUACACCUGAUCACCCAGUGUUUGAUGCUGAGCAGGGCCUUGAAAGGGAGUUGUCUUUUAUACGAAAGGCUAAAGAAUCUGGAGUUGUUUAUCUUCUUGGACAUGGGGAUAUAAGGGCAAGGAAGGACUCGUGGUUUAUCAAAAAACUAGUUAUAAACUACUUUUAUGCCUUUUUGAGAAAGAACUGCAGGAGAGGGAUCACGACUUUAAGUGUACCUCACUCCAAUCUGAUGCAAGUAAGCAUGACUUACAUGGUGUGAAACCCAAUUUUUGCAGCCCAAACAACACACUGAAAUUCGCUUGGAAACUCCAUUAUUUUGGAAUCCCCAGCUAGAAAUGUUUGCUUGAUGCCUUUAGUUGUCCUGAUGUUGGUUGCAUGUAUGGACUUCAAAUAGGCUGACAACAAAAAGAAACAGAUUAUGUAUACACAUAUCUGAAUGCGUCAGAUUCCACUUAAAAUGUAAUUGAGUUUUUGUACAGAGGCUUUCGAGUGCCCUUGAAUUUCUUCUUCUUUUUUCGUUAGUUUGUAUUAUUUUGUCUUCUCCUUCCCAUCUCUUAGACACUUUCUUGACUGAAACUCAAAUGAUAUCAUAUAUGAUCUAUAUUUGAAAUCUUUUUAUGUUGUA